Neoarius graeffei (lesser salmon catfish) is the source of this 3255-nucleotide messenger RNA. Its product is annotated as thrombospondin-3b-like. Gene Ontology annotation, cellular component: extracellular region. The record is from RefSeq and is a predicted model, not a curated record. Gene Ontology annotation, molecular function: calcium ion binding. Gene Ontology annotation, biological process: cell adhesion. The transcript is spliced from 23 exons. Bases 1 to 2874 code for a protein of 957 amino acids. Lineage: Eukaryota; Metazoa; Chordata; Actinopteri; Siluriformes; Ariidae.
AUGGAGAGAGGGAGUUUACUUUCUAAAGUGUUGCUUUUUCUGCACAUGGCUCUGUUUUUUCUUCACACAAACUCAUCUGAAAUGAAAGUGAUUGAUGUGUUGGCGCUGAGUGGCGCUGCUCGGAUGGCGGCGGCGGUGGAGGAUUUGGUGGAAGGUUUGGGGAAAAUGAAGGAAGUGUACGUGACCUCCACUUUCCAUCUCCCUCCUAAACUGGGCGGCGUACUGUUUGGAAUCUACAGCAGAGACAACGGCAAGAAAUACCUGGAGAUCACCGUCAUUGGCAAGAUCACUAAAGUCUUAAUAAGAUAUUUGGGCUCUGAUGGGAAGCUCCGCUCCGUGAAUCUGCAUAACCCCGCCCUCUCCAGUGGACGGAGCCAGUCACUCAUCCUCAGAGUGGGCGGACUCAGACAGAGCCACAUCAGCUUUGAACUCUACAUUAACUGUCGUCUGAUUGAUUCCGCCCACGGGCUGCCUUCAUUGGCCAAACUGCCUUCAAAGGUGGAGUCUGUGGAGGUCCGGAGCGGACAAAGGAACUUCGCCAGAAUGCAGGGUUCAGUGGAGUCUCUAAAGCUGGCUCUCGGUGGUUCUCUCCCUAAAGCUGGGCUCCUCACUGACUGCUCACUACAGGGAGACUCAACACUACACAACAUAGUGGGCAGUGACAUCAGUGCCAUGCUGGGCGAUCACACUAAGGCUCUGAUUGGUCAGCUGAUCAUCUUUAAUCAAAUUAUGGGCAAUCUGAGAGAGGACAUCAGAGAUAUGACCAAGGAAAUGUCUUUAAUCAGGAACACAAUCCUGGAGUGCCAAGUAUGUGGUUUCCAUGAGCCUCAGUCCCGUUGUCAGUCCAACCCAUGUUAUGAUGGUGUUGCAUGUGUGGAUGUGUCAGAGUUUCCUGGGUAUCAGUGUGGCUUGUGUCCCGUAGGCACCACAGGCAAUGGAACACACUGCCAGGACAUCAAUGAGUGUGCAGCACAGCCAUGUUUCUCUCCUCACAUGUGUGUGAACAGUGUUAAGGGGUUUCACUGUGAGCCAUGUCCUUUAGGGUUCUCCGGUGCUGAGCUGAGUGGAGUUGGCAUGGAAUUUGCCCAGAACCACAGACAGGAAUGUCUGGACAUAGAUGAGUGUGCAGCUCAGACUGGCCCCUGCGUCCCCAACUCCGUCUGCAUCAACACAGCAGGUUCGUUUCAGUGUGGUCAGUGUAAAACGGGUUUUGCGGGGAAUCAAACAUCAGGCUGUUUUCUCAGGAGAACAUGCGUUCUGCUCAGCCACCAUCCAUGCGACGUCAAUGCUCACUGUGUGAUGGAGCGCAGCAGUGACAUCUCCUGUAUGUGUAACAUGGGAUUUGCAGGGAAUGGGAAUAUCUGUGGUGUCGACUUUGACCUCGAUGGCUAUCCAGAUGAAGCACUUCCCUGCAUUGAUAACGAUAAACACUGCAGAGCCGAUAACUGUGGCUCCACACCAAAUUCUGGUCAGGAGGACACAGACGGUGAUGGUGUCGGAGAUCAGUGUGAUGAAGAUGCAGAUGAAGAUGGAAUAAAGAACAUGGAGGAUAAUUGUCAUCUGGUGCCCAAUAAGGACCAGCAGAACUCAGACACCGACUCAUAUGGCGAUGCGUGUGAUAACUGUCCAAAUGUUCCUAAUGGAGAUCAGCUGGACACAGACGGUAAUGGCGUGGGAGACAGCUGUGAUAGUGACAUCGAUGGAGAUGGAAUCCCUAACAUGCUGGAUAACUGCCCAAAUAUCCCCAAUGCCAUGCAGACGGACCGAGAUGGCGAUGGAGUGGGAGAUGUGUGUGACAGCUGUCCUGAUAUCAACGACCCGACUCAGUCAGAUGUUGAUAACGACUUGGUGGGAGACGUCUGCGACACAAACCAGGACACAGAUGGUGAUGGUCUCCAGGACACGAGGGACAACUGUCCUGAAAUCCCCAACAGCUCUCAGGUGGACUCAGAUAACGACGGCGUCGGAGAUGAUUGUGAUGAUGACGAUGACAAUGAUGGAGUUCCAGACAUUGCUUAUCCUGGUCCUGAUAACUGCAGACUCAUCCCAAAUCCUAACCAAAAAGACUCGAACGCUGAUGGAUUGGGUGAUGUGUGUGAGAAUGAUUAUGAUAAUGAUAAAGUGAGCGACACGAUGGAUGCCUGUCCUGAAAAUGCUGACAUCACUAUGACAGACUUCCGAGCCUUUCAGACAGUCAUCCUGGACCCACAUGGGGAUUCCCAAAUCGACCCCAACUGGGUGGUGCUCAAUCAGGGGAUGGAGAUCAUACAGACAAUGAACAGUGACCCCGGUUUGGCUGUAGGCUACACGGCAUUCAACGGUGUUGAUUUUGAGGGCACAUUCCACGUGAACACAAUGACCGACGAUGACUAUGUGGGCUUCAUCUUCGCUUACCAGGACUCGUCCAGCUUCUAUGUGGUGAUGUGGAAGCAGACGGAGCAGAUAUACUGGCAAAACCUGCCCUUCACAGCACUGGCUGAACCUGGUCUACAGCUAAAGGCAGUGAAGUCUCGUACAGGUCCAGGUGAGUAUCUGCGUAACGCAUUGUGGCACACUGGUGACACACAUGGAGAGGUGACCCUGCUCUGGAAGGAUCCGAGGAAUGUGGGAUGGCAUGAUAAAACAUCGUACCGCUGGAGCCUCAGCCAUCGGCCACAGGUCGGCUACAUCAGAGUGCGUCUGUAUGAAGGCGCUGCUCUGGUUGCGGACUCCGGUGUGGUGAUUGACACCUCGAUGAAAGGAGGACGUCUGGGUGUUUUCUGCUUCUCACAGGAGAACAUUAUCUGGUCUAAUCUGAACUAUCGAUGUAACGAUACGAUCCCAGAUGAUUUUUACCUCCAUCACAAACAGAUGAACCUCAGGACGGGAGCAUAGAUGAGCGUCCAUGUCUUUAAUCACUGCAUCAUGCAACCUCAAGAUACCACAGUCUGCAGUGUGUGCGCGUGCGUGCUAGUGCUGUAUGUGAGCUCAUGUCUCUGUGUCUGGAUAGUGUUUUAUUUCCCCCUUAAUCUUAUGAUUGCUGAUUAACUCAGUGUCUGUAUUAAACUCAGUAUUUAGUCCAGAGAGUCUCACACUGAGGACAGCUAGGAUGCAGAUGUGACAUAAUUAAUGCUACAGAGUGAAAGCUUCUGUUACAAACACGUUAAAACACCUCGACAAAUACACUGAACACCACCAAAGCCUCGAGGUGCGUAUCUGCUCACAACAGUCACCCACGACUUGUACAGCCAUCAUUUUUAUCAUAAAUAAUAUUUC